AUGCUCUUCAGCCUAUACAUAAUAGUUACAGUAGCAGCUCGAACAAGAUCGUUACCAGAGAUCGCAUGCAACAGACUCAAAAUAGGAGACAAUUGGUACGACAGGGACACUCUAUGGGCCAAUAUUGGACGACCAUACAACCUCAACGUCCACAGAGGCUCCAACUCUUUAUUCUUCAGCUACUCUCUCCCAGAAACCUACGCAGAUGUCGACUUCCAACUCGCAUACUUUAACAUCGACACCAGAGAGUACCAAACCAUCGCAGGCAUCAGAGGCGGCUGCUCCGUCGCCAUCGACCAGAUGAACGACGAGAUAUACCUCGGAGGAAGCGAUGGCAUCUACAAAUACAACAUGCUCACCAAACUAGCAGAUUUCUACAAAGAAAAAGGCAAGAACAUCUGGUCUUUAUUCUACAAGAAGAAUCUUUUCUACAUCAGCUAUCCAGAUCAGAAACUCCAUAUAGAAUACGACGGAAAGUUUGCUACAGUAAAGGAAUUUGAGAAUUUUGAAAUUGAUUAUUUCCACGUGAGCAGUGUUAAUGUUAUAUAUUUUGCUAACAAAACUGGUUUAUAUAAGUAUGAUAACGAGAAAAUGGAAGCUCAAGUUGUUAAUGAAUUAAUAACUGUUCGACAAAUAGUUGAAGAUAAUGAAGGAGAUACGUAUAUCGUGAGUAACUUUGGUAUAUUCGCUGAUGGUAAAUAUGAUGGUCUCAAAAAGAUUUUGGAUAUGAAAAAUAUAUACGGUCUAGCGUUCGAUAAAGAUAAUAAUUUUAUUUACUCAGAUGAAAAGAAUAUUAUUAAGCUUGUAUAUAGUUUAGUUGGUUGUGAUAAGAAACCUGUACAUUGGUAA
Molecule: messenger RNA, 849 nt
Organism: Spodoptera littoralis (African cotton leafworm)
Lineage: Eukaryota; Metazoa; Arthropoda; Insecta; Lepidoptera; Noctuidae
Source: the annotation of a GenBank genome assembly